AUGGGUUCUCCGACUGAGUUCUACCUUGCGACCUUGUGGGGAUACAAGCCGAAGGCUGUCAAGCAAGUAAUCGAUCGUCUGGUUGACAUGAAUUUUGCCCAUGCCAAGUUCACCUACGACAAUCAGUACCACUGGUUCAAGGUCACCUGCUGCGAGGACGAUGCGCAGAAUAUUCAGGAGCAAUUCGCCAUCCUGUCCGGCGAGAUUGAGGAUGCUGCGUUUGAAAAGUAUGAAAAUGAUAUCUUGAACGACGAUGACACACUUAAGCCACUGUUUGACAACGAGUGGUUCAGCGAAGGACUUCUUGAAAACACAUCGGAUGAUGAAGUCGGUGAGUCCGAGGGGUAUUGCCGUCCGAACAACCUCACCGGAUAUCCCUGCGUCGGAGUAUGGGACGAUCUGGACAAGAACAGAGAGCCGUACUCUGUUUGGGAUCUUAUGACUGGCACCGACUAUCAAAAGCUCAAGAAAGAGACAGGCGUUGAGCUAUCGGUUCAGCUCGUCGGCAAGUUAAUCCAUAUUGGUGGCUAUAGCGAGCAAGCUGUGUACAAGGCCCGGGAGAAGUUGAAGGUGCUGCUUACGAUCAAGAAGCUGUUUAGUGCACCGCGCUUGGCAGAGAACCUGCUCUAUGUUGAGGACUACGUCGAGCCGGACCAAGACGAGUUCAGAGCCGAUAUUCGAUACCUGACUAAUAUCGACCCAGAGUUGACUUCUUCGACCCUCCUCGAUCGACUCAGCGUAAACAACUUGGGAGACUCUUACCAGACGCUCUACCGUGAAGCAGCAUCAAUCCGACUUUGCACCUGGUCCCCAGAGAAGCAGUUCCGCGUUUCCUUACUCGGCCCCAGAGUCCCACAUCGGCGCAAGGACAGGACCGCCUUGAGGAACCGCCCUGUCGUCCGCGCAAGAAAAGUCGACCAGCUUGCCAUCACUGGAGCAGAGCCCAAUGUGUCUGGACAACUUGAAACCGGAACUGGCACUCGGGUUGAGACUUGGAUGGAAAAGGUUCCAUGCCACGUUGGAACUGUGACUAAGCCGGCGCAUCCGUUCCUCAAUGCUCAGGCUACUGGCGCAUCCUCAGCUUUGUCUACAAAUGAGAGCCUGAUUGACCUCGUCGAAGAGCCACUGGCAUCCGCUGAUGAGCUCCCCGUGGCAAUCGCAUCCCAAACGAACGGCAGAGCAUUGCCCUCAACUGCUGUCGCUACCCAGAGCCCCUCUCUUCGGCUACUGGAAUCACUCUCAAUAACCAAGCGCAAUGAUGACGCGAAAGAUGGACUCGCAUUCACCGGUCAUGACGCUCUAAUUGACAUUUUUGCGCCUGUGGACCUAGUGAAACAGAGCUAUGCUCUAUCUUCGGGCAUCAACUGGGAUAUGCCUCCCCUUGUCCCAUCGACUGCCGGUAGUGAAGGGACCAAAGAAAAGAGCGCUGAGUUCGAAGAGUGCUGUUCAGCCCACGCUGGCUCAUCAGAGCGGAACCGGACCGGAAUGACGGCCUUCGAUGCAAACCCAUGGCGGCCCCGUCAAGCAAGCGCCACCCAUGACAAGGAGAUCAUUGACCGAUAUAAGGCGUAUCUUGAGUCGGGCGCCGAGCCUUUCCAGCCUUGGAGCGCAUCACAUACAACCCAGCCACAAAAUGUCCUCACCGGAACCCGAGCUUCUGACCAGUUGCGGACAGUUGAUGACUUCGCCGCCGAUGUUGAAGCAGCGAUGACCAGACUCCUGUCUACUGGACCGUAUCGGCGUGGCAGGAUCGCAGUGCGGGUCGAAUUCGGGCGCGCACUUCUCGUAGUGGCGGAUCAGACCGGGCUCGCAUUCAAUGACAGCAGGACACCCAGCAACGGAUGGAAGAAGCCAGAUCUGAUGCAGAAUCUCAAGAGAGGGUUUGGUGCGAAUCGAAACUCACACUUCACCAAAGUAUUGUCUACAUAUGCCUCUGACAUUGAGGAUAUGAUCAACAUGAAAGUGAAGGACACUCGCCUUUGGGAAGAGAAGCCAAGUCGUGCCUGGACUGUCUAUUCCUUCUACUGCAGCCUGCGUUCUAUGGAGAAGCUGGGUCGCUUCAUCGUCGACAUUGUGGAUGAUGGCACCGCGAGCGAUGCUUUCUCAUACUCAAUCCGUCUGCAGAACGAGUUUCUGGAUGUUGAUGCACCGAUGCCCAUUUGCAUACAUGCGAUCCGGCGCAAUUGGGAUCUACGGGUCGUGAUGUCUCACGUCAAGCCCAAUCUUCAGGAACAAUACGAGGCCUUCGCCAAGUCCCUGCAACAGACUCUGACUAUUGAACGCGAGGGCCGGACCCCUCCGGUUCUGAAAUAUGCUGUUCACACCAGCUUUGCUGUGAAAAUUGAUGAAGUUCGUGUCCAGGUCAAAUGGCGUCACGCCAGUCACAAGAACCUCAGUGCGCUCGAGAUCACGGAAGUCAACCAAUACGAAACAGGGCCGUACUCAGACGACGGAGUAUACUCUUCUGGAAAUGAAUGGGAAGGGUAUCUUGCUCGCUACCCCACCGAUCGAGUGAUCAAAGGGAUGCUCUCUCGGGGCGAGUUCCCGCGCUGGUAUGAGGCAGCGGUGGUGUCUCUCGAGCUCGAAAAGCUCUGCCAACAGAACCAGACUCUGAAAUUCGGCGAGAAAGCCGACUGGGAAGUCGGUGAUCUCAAGGCACGCGGUGUCUUCUUUGAACUCUAUGGUCCGGCCGUGCAAAUGGUCAAGAACAUGGACCAUGUUGGCAGGAACGAUGACAACAAUCUGUCAACGAAAUACGGCCACCUGCUGCUUCAACCUAAUAACCCUCCACCUUCCGUCCCAGGAUCACUUCCAGUUGAUGGGCAGAACAAGACCCGACAGCGACAGUCCCAGAACCGCGCAAGCAACUCAGACGGAACGGGGUCCGAGAUCGCGUCGACUCGGUCCGGUUCUGCGUCUGCUCGCCUUUCGUCGACAUAUGCGACUUCCAGAGCCCAAAUUACAACACAGGACAAGCCCGGGCUGAAGUUCUGGUAA
Messenger RNA from Chaetomium strumarium, 2997 nucleotides. RefSeq lists its product as uncharacterized. Bases 1 to 2997 code for a protein of 998 amino acids. The record is from RefSeq and is a predicted model, not a curated record. The transcript has 5 exons. NCBI's taxonomy places the organism in Eukaryota, Fungi, Ascomycota, Sordariomycetes, Sordariales, Chaetomiaceae.